GAACCUCAUGGCCUGCGAAUCCGCAGCCGGUGUUGCCGCCGACUCGCAGCGAUCUUUACCGACUCCGUUCCUUAUGAAAACCUAUCAGUUAGUCGACGAUCCCUCCGUUGAUGACUUGAUUUCAUGGAAUGAAGAUGGAUCGGCUUUCAUCGUUUGGCAGCCGUCGGAAUUCGCUCGCGAUUUGCUCCCUAAAUACUUCAAACAUAUCAACUUCUCCAGCUUCGUACACCAACUCAACACAUAUGGAUUUAGGAAGGUAAUGCCGGACCGAUGGGAGUUCGCUAACGAUUGCUUUCGAAGAGGCGAGAAGGAACACCUCCGAGACAUACAGCGCCGUAAAAUAUCUCCUGCUUGUUCUAGAUUUCACUCGAAAUUUUAUUCAGAUAAUUUAAUUGGGAACAACAAUUUUUUAGCUUCUUGUUGUUGA
Molecule: messenger RNA, 427 nt
Organism: Hibiscus syriacus
Lineage: Eukaryota; Viridiplantae; Streptophyta; Magnoliopsida; Malvales; Malvaceae
Product: heat stress transcription factor B-2b-like
Exons: 2
Coding region: 8-427 (139 amino acids)
Biological process (GO): regulation of transcription by RNA polymerase II
Cellular component (GO): nucleus
Molecular function (GO): RNA polymerase II cis-regulatory region sequence-specific DNA binding; DNA-binding transcription factor activity
Source: RefSeq, a predicted model, not a curated record